Paramuricea clavata is the source of this 1092-nucleotide messenger RNA. The record is from the annotation of a GenBank genome assembly. NCBI's taxonomy places the organism in Eukaryota, Metazoa, Cnidaria, Anthozoa, Malacalcyonacea, Plexauridae.
AUGGCUUAUGAGUCGUUUUCAAAUUUGAUUAUUCACGUUGGCACCAAUGAUUUAGUGCACAAACCAGCUGAAGCAGUAGUAGGAGAUCUUGAAAAUUUAGUAAUGAAAUUCAAAGGCUGCACAAAUAAUAUAGCUAUUUCUAGUGUGAUCAUGAGAAACGAUGGUCGGGUGAACCCAGAGAAAAUACUUUUGCUAAAUCGUAUUAUAAAUCAAUGGUGUAUUAACAAAAAUGUGCACUUCAUUGAUAACUCAAAUAUAAAUUGUACACAUUUAAAUAGAUCUAAUUUACAUCUUAACAAAGCAGGAGAUAGGGUAUUAGGAAAACAUAUCUGUGCAUAUUUAAAGUUAAUAAGAAUAGGAUAUGUAAAUCCACCUCGAAAUAAGCUUGUAAAUUCGCAAUCCCAUUUUUUAUACAAACAGAAGAAGUCUACGAACAAAUAUCCGCCUCUGAUGAGGGUAAAUCACUCAGCUGCGACGUGGGAAGCUCACCUAGAUCGUGUAACAUACAUGACAAGGAAGCGAUGAGCUUGGAGAAUCUGCUAAGUGAGUUCUCUGGUACCGCUCCAGUAAUGAAUAAUACAUGUAUGCUUGAUAUAAUUUCAGAAAUAAAUAGUCAGAGUACGUGUGAUAAAUCUCCUAGCAAUUACGAUCCUGUAUCGAAUAUCAAAGCGCUGAAAGGUUUCAAAAUUGCGGCACUUAAUAUUGCUAGUCUUGUAAGCCACAUAGAUGAAUUAAAAAUGGUCAUGUCCAGCCAAACUCUUGAUAUUUUAGCAAUUAAUGAGACGCGUUUAGACAGCACAAUUGCUCACAAGGAUAUUUCAAUAAUAGGAUACAAUGUAGUACGCAAAGAUAGAAAUAGACAUGGGGGUGGAGUUCUGCUAUACGUAAAGGAGACAUGGAAUUUUUUGACCAAACAAAUAACUUCUGACAUUGAUCUUGAAAUAUUAACUAUCGAGAUUAUAGGUAAAUUCGUAAAACCAUUUUUGGUUACUACCUGGUACAGACCUCCAGCAAGUGAAUUAAAUGUUCUUGAUACAUUUGAAACCUAUCUCCAGUCGCUAGAAAUGGAGGAAAAGGAAUCUAUAAUACUAG